CAUAUCUCGCCCACGUCGCCGUGGUCGCGGAAGUUGUCGAGCUCCUGCGCGUACGCGUUCUCCCAGCUGCAAGAAGCACAGAGACGUGAAAAAAAAAGCGGCGAGUAAUGCACCACGGGUGUCGCGCGAUCACGGUUCCUUACGAGGGGUUUAUCCCAGCGACAGCGUCGCCGUCGUCGUCGUCGUCGCGGUCGUCGACGUCGGAGUGCCGCCUCUGCCGCGCUCCUCGAGGUAUCGAACGUGAGCGGCGCGGCGCUGCCUGCUGCGCCGGGUAUAUAAAUGCGCGGCGCCGGCGGGCGCGCUCAGUAUGUGUCAUGCAUUGCGAGUGCAAGCGUCGUCUGUGAUGGCGGCCCGAGUGCGGUUGAAGAUGCCGCGCCGCCGUUGCUGCACCACCGCCGGCGUGUCGUCGCUCGCCGUUCUGCUCGCGAUGUGCGCUGUGAAUCUCGUGAAUGGGAUGUUCGAGCACCGCCACUGCGACCACCAGCAUCCGCGGGCGCACGAGAUAAUCCACGGCGUGCACAUCGAGCCUGCGCACGAAGUAAAGAAACGCAGCAUCAGCCAGCCAGUUCGCAUUCUGCUGUCUUACGACGAGAGCGUCUUCAGGUGAGUCUUCAUG
Molecule: messenger RNA, 616 nt
Organism: Odontomachus brunneus
Lineage: Eukaryota; Metazoa; Arthropoda; Insecta; Hymenoptera; Formicidae
Gene: Invadolysin
Product: leishmanolysin-like peptidase
Exons: 3
Coding region: 308-607 (99 amino acids)
Source: RefSeq, a predicted model, not a curated record